UAAAGGUCACAAUUGAGUGAAAUAAUGUAUUGAAUGAAAUACGUUCGUUGUAGAUAAGAAAUCAUUCGUCAAGAUUUUCUUUUUUUAAAAUAUGUGUGCCUCGGUCGUUUUAAGAAUAUUUGUUCUCGGGAUUUCCAUUACAUCAGCCAUUUUGGACGAGAGAGUGACGUGUCAACUUAGUACAGACGAGAUUACUAAACUUGAGUCGUGUCGAAUUAAUGGCAAUUGGACACAGUGGAGUGAUUGGCAAGCAUGUUCAACUACUUGUGGUACAGGUUUAACUAGAAGGUCAAGGAAAUGUGUGGGCCCAGCAACACCUUCUAUAUUGAGCCAAGGUUGUCAAGGCGACGGAAAUGAUUACAGAUUGUGUUUUAAUUCCCACCCUUGUCCAAUAAAUGGUUUUUGGUCUGAAUGGUCACCAUGGGUUUGUUAUAUUUUUGGGGGUCAGCGCGUCCGACAGCGAUCAUGUUAUGGACCAAUGUUUGGAGGUGUGGACUGCGCACCUGCUACCAAGAUAGAAUACAAGAAUGAUACAUCGUGUCACUAGAGAUAGCUCUUCUUUCUUUUGUUUUAAAACUGUAAGAAUGCACAUGAUAAGCUAGAAAGUGGUUGUGGAAUUUGAAAAUAAACUGAUAAAUCUAUAACAAAACAG
This is a messenger RNA of Ruditapes philippinarum (Manila clam), 652 nucleotides long. Its product is annotated as thrombospondin-2-like. The record is from RefSeq and is a predicted model, not a curated record. The coding region runs from base 92 to 547 and encodes 151 amino acids. The transcript has 4 exons. NCBI's taxonomy places the organism in Eukaryota, Metazoa, Mollusca, Bivalvia, Venerida, Veneridae.